AUGGGCACCGUCGGUCUCACCGGCGCGUUCGCAGGCAUAGGAUUGUCCGACAACUCCACGAUUACUACGACAUUCGACUCUUCUGAGGCGACUCUCUUGUCCCGUUCCUCUGAUGGUUCUCUCUCGGCUCUCGGUUCCACAAACUCUGGCGGAAGCAUAGCAGCAGGAUGUGCUCUUGGCGACGUCUUCUACUUUGGCGGCUCCUUCACGUCUAUUGGCAAGACCUCAGCGAACAGCCUCGCGUCGUACACGCCGUCGUCAGGGUCUUUCUCCGCCCUAGGUUCUAACGGACCGAACGGAGAUGUGUACGCACUCUACUGCGACGAGAAAAACAACAACGUCUGGGUCGGCGGCAAGUUCACCUCUCCCGCACCUUCCGUCGCAGUUUGGUCAGUGAAGAAUUCGCAAUGGUCCGCACCGCCAUUCGGAGGGUUGUCAGGCGCUGCAGCGGAGGUGUUCUCCAUCACCACCAAUUCGUCCGAUUCGAGCAUCUUCUUUGCGGGAUCAUUCACGACGUCUUUCGGUAACGGCACGCUAAAUGGGACCAAUAACCCGAACGUACCGUAUUCGGCGGGCGCUACGCCUUUCUCGUCGUCGUUAGUUCCCGUCCCAUUGCAAAAUGCACAAGUGAUCGCCGCGCCAUCAUCUACCGAAUCGGGCUUCAGCGACGUUGAAAACAUAUUGUGCCCGUCCGGUGCUGACGGUCCCGGCGACACCUGGUUUGCGCAAGACGGAAGUGCUGCAGUGAUCACAGUUCGUGCAUAUUCGCUCCUCAGCGCAAGAGGUAUUCGCAUCGGGAACACUUUCUUGGAUGGCAGGGGGACCACAGCCUUCAGUGUCACCACUAUACCGGACAACACGGUGCAGACACUAACAUAUGUCAACCCGCAAACCGGCGCCAACGAGACGUGCAACGACCCUUGCCCUCUCUUGACGGAUUCGUCAACCCUGUACCAGGACUUCCUAUUUAGCGACAAUCUAGACAUCACUGGAUUCCAACUCACGUUGUCAGAAUGGCAAGGAGCGGGAUCUGGGCUGCAUCUCCUGCAGCUACUUUCCUCAGGAGCCUUCGCAUCUGCCGUAGCGGCCAAUAACACGGCGUCGUGCUUCUCCCCGGGCGCGUCUAAUGUGUCGUUCACCGGCGACUGGACUGAGAAGGAGGCCAACACCAAUAUCCCCGCGACGGUUGAGAGUGUCCUUGUCGCCGAUGUCGCCGUAGGAACGAGUGUGGCACAAAGCCCAAGCAUCACCUGGAUGCCGUAUGUAUCCGCGUCUGGAGAAUACGACGUAUACCUGGUCGUACCAGGAUGCACCAACUUCGAGGAUUGUGCACUGCGCACAAGCGUGCAGGUCACUGUCUUCCCCGGGGAUGGACUGUCCCCGUGGGUGACCACUGUCUCGCAGCAGAAUGGUGAAGACCAGACGACGCUGGUGUAUACUGGCCCCAUCGUUCCCUCAUCGCCGAGCUUCGUGACGACUAUCUCGAUGACGCUGGCGCCAGAGCCAGUGGGCCGCGGCGAGAAUGGCCAAUACGAGCUUGUUGCUGCGGGCGUUCAGCUCCAGCUGACGAGUGCCAAUGUCACCACGACCGGUAGCAACGGAGCAAACGGUACCAGCGCAGGCUCUGCGAGUGGCUUCGGCUUCUUCGAGUGGCCGCUGUCAUCGACCGACACUGUCAAUGCCACAGGAAUCCUGACCAACAAGACGGAGACAGCCCUGGACAGCGUGGGCUUCGACAUACUGGCAGGCCUUGGCGGUAGCGCAGCCCUUACAUCGUCCUCACUCCCAUAUAUCUCUGCCGUCGCGCAUCAUCCGUCUGGUACAAUCUUCCUUGGGGGAAACUUCAACUUGACGUCGGGCAGUGCGUCCGGCGCCUCCAACAUUGUCGCAUUCAAGAACGGUGCGCUCGCGGCUUUGCCUUCGAAAGGCUUGAACGGAGUGGUAACAUCGUUGGCACUGGACGGCGAUACCCUGUUCGUCGGAGGCGCAUUCAGUGAUACGUCCUCGGCCUCAACAAAUGGCGCCCUGCAGGGUGUAGCGGCGUACAAUGUUCAGCAGAAUUCGUGGAGCGCUCUCGGACAGGGCGUUAACGGCGCUGUAUCCAGUGUCGACUACUCAGACGGCCAGGUUCUUAUCGCCGGCAACUUCACGCAGGCUGUCGCCGCAUCCGGGACCGUCCAGAAAGCGGAUGGAUUCGCUGCGUGGAACGUAGGCAACUCGACCUGGACCAACAGUGGAGGAUUCCUGGUGGGAAGCAUGACGCUCGUGGUAAACGGCACAUCGAGCAGCGGCCAGAGUCAAUACGUCGCGGGAUCGGUUGGUGCGUCUCUCGAGUUCGGUGCCACAGGUUUCGUGUUGCUUCAGAACGGCGCCGGGGGCGAGCCGCAGGUCACUCCGUUAGACGUGCAGUUGGGCGGCAACACGACCGUCUCCACCUCUUCUACCAGCGCACGCCGUCGGUCGCACGUACGCCGCGGGGCCUCAUCGUGGAUUCCCAAGAUCAACGCCUUGCGUAUCUUCAAGAGAGAAGCUUCAGCGUCCCUUGCGCCACUACCGUCCAGUCCCGCUACGACUGCUCCAGCCGUCUUGGCCGGUGCUUUCUGGACGAACAGCUCGUCCUCGAAGCAGGUGGCGAUUCUCGGUGGCAAUUUUUCCUUCCAGUCGUCCUCUGGGUCCACGUACCGCAGCGUUGCGAUUUACGACAAUUCGACCGGUGCCGUUACGCCCUUGCAAGGCAACCAGAUCAACGGCACCGUGCGCAGCCUACUGGUCCAGGGUGAUAACCUGUUUAUCGGGGGUGAAUUCACCCUCCAGGGAGCGAGUGCGAAUGGCUUCGCCAUCUACAACCUAGCCGAGCAGGAAUGGGCCAUGGCCGGCGUACAGGCCUUGCAGCCCAGCUCAGGGUCCAGCGUCGUGGUCCGUUCAGUCACAGCAUCUCCGUCCCAAACCAACACGGUGAUAGUCGCUGGCACGUUCGCUUCGGCAGGUUCAACAGCCUGUCGUUCCAUCUGUUCAUAUGCCUCCGACUCCGAACAGUGGAGUGCCCUUGGCAAUGGUAUACAAGGCGACGUUGCAUCCAUUGCAUACGCUGGCAGUAACUCGGACGUGAUUGUGGCGGCAGGGUCCCUUGCUCUCGCAGAUAGCGCUCUUGCCAAUGUCGCGACUUUUACUAUCUCAAACUUGACAUGGGCAGCCCUUGGCAACGGCAGUCUGCCUGGCCCGGUCACCGCGGUUGCCGUCAAUGACGGUAAUGUUAGCAGUGUGUUCGCUGCCGGCAGGUCAUCCGAUGGCAAUACUGCGUUCCUGUACUUUUGGAACGGACAAACGUGGUCUGCAGUCGGUUCAACGCUGGAGUCUACGACGGACGUAUCGCAAUUGACAAUGGUCCCGCUGCAAAAUACUCAUACCGGCAACAGCAUUAUUCAGUCCGAUCGUGCACUGAUGGUAUCGGGGUAUCUCACCGACUCCUCGUUCGGAAAUGCGUCGUCCGCUUUGUUUGACGGGCAGUCUUUCAUUCCAUACAUAGUCUCAGCAUCUGCGUCCGGUUCGCCUGGGACCGUGUCUGGGCUGAUCUACUCCUAUUCUACGUUCAGCUUCACCCAAGCCCACUUCCUUGCGACAGGCGUAGUCAUCCUGAUUUCCAUUGCAAUCGCCGCAGGCAUUGUGUUCCUGCUUGCCCUUAUUGGCAUCCUGUGGACGCUCUUCUCCCGCCGGGAUGACAAGCUCAACAAGUUUGACCCAGUGGAAGUCGAUGACGAUGAUGACUCCGCACAUCACCCGUCAUCCCUCCUUGCCCACAUCAACGCUGCAACUCGCAAUACGAUUAUUGGAGACUCAGGUCCCUUCGGUCCUCAUGUCGACAAAGAAGGCGAAGGCGUGAUUGGUACGGCGGGGGGUUUCGAGCCCGACGCGAGCAACUAUGUUCGAGCCGAAACACCUUCAGAUGCCGUCAUUGGUACGAUGGGUGGUGAGGAUAUGACUAGACCGGCUUACGCUCGCUAUUCGUUCGAUGGCGAAGGCGAGGGUGAGCUCGCAUUGAAUGCCGGGCAAGAGGUAGAAAUUCUUGAUGACAACGAUGCUGCAUGGUGGUACGCGAGAGACGUGCGCACCGGACGAGAAGGAGUUGUACCAGCUGCCUACGUGUACUGAUCGUGACUAGUAUAUUGGAUUUGACUUUUUUGCACUCAAGGAUUGUCGUUGCUGUCGUCGUAUUUGUUUUGAUACCCUUGUGUUGGACUGCGGUCUAUUGUCUUAUUUUUCCAUAGAGUCCUUCUCGUAAUCGCCGCAUCUAGCAUGCGCUUACAUACAGUACGUUUCUACAUUUGACACUCCAGAAGUAGUACGGGUACCACUCAUGCAUCCCCAGAUCAAGUAUCCCAUGUUUACUGUCAGACAAAAGAAUGAGUAUAUGCAGCAUCCACUUCGAUUAUGGU
Molecule: messenger RNA, 4433 nt
Organism: Postia placenta MAD-698-R-SB12
Lineage: Eukaryota; Fungi; Basidiomycota; Agaricomycetes; Polyporales; Adustoporiaceae
Exons: 7
Coding region: 1-4149 (1382 amino acids)
Biological process (GO): positive regulation of establishment of bipolar cell polarity regulating cell shape
Cellular component (GO): plasma membrane of growing cell tip
Molecular function (GO): protein binding
Source: RefSeq, a predicted model, not a curated record